AUGAGCAGCAUCGCACGAGUCUACGCCGAUGCGAACCUUAAAAACCCCAAGGACUACUGGGACUACGAGAAUCUCACCGUGGAGUGGGGGAACCAGGAUGACUACGAGGUGGUCCGGAAGGUGGGCCGCGGCAAGUACUCGGAGGUUUUUGAGGGGAUCAACGUGAAGACCAACCAGACGUGCAUCAUCAAGAUCCUCAAGCCCGUGAAGAAAAAGAAGAUCAAGCGCGAGAUCAAGAUCCUGCAGAACCUGCGGGGCGGCACCAACAUCAUCGGUCUGCUGGACGUGGUGCGCGAUGCGGCAUCCAAGACGCCCUCCCUCAUCUUUGAGCACGUGAACAACACCGACUUCAAGGUGCUUUACCCCACGCUGGGCGACGCAGACAUCCGGUACUACAUCCACGAGGUCCUGCGCGCGCUGGACUUCUCCCACUCCCGCGGCAUCAUGCAUCGCGACGUGAAGCCGCACAACAUCAUGAUCGACCACGAGCGCCGCGCGCUGCGCCUCAUCGACUGGGGCCUGGCUGAGUUCUACCACCCGGGCAAGGAGUACAACGUGCGGGUGGCGUCCCGCUACUUCAAGGGGCCCGAGCUGCUGGUGGACCUGCAGGACUACGACUAUGCGCUGGACCUGUGGAGCCUGGGCUGCAUGCUGGCUGGCAUGGUCUUCCGCAAGGAACCCUUCUUCUACGGCCAGGACAACUACGACCAGCUGGUGAAGAUCUGCAAGGUGCUGGGCACCGACGACUUCUAUCGCUACCUUGCCAAGUAUGGCCUGGAGCUGGAUCCGCAGCUGGAGGCCAUGGUUGGCAGGCACUCCCGCAAGCCCUGGACCCGGUUUGUGACGCCGGAGAACCAGCACCUGGUCACGCCAGACACCCUGGACUUCAUCGACAAGCUGCUGCGAUACGACCACGCUGAGCGGCUCACCGCCAAGGAGGCCAUGGCUCACCCCUACCUCGCAGCCUUCCACACCCCCGAACCCGCCCAGGAGUGA
This is a messenger RNA of Auxenochlorella protothecoides, 996 nucleotides long. RefSeq names its product Casein kinase II subunit alpha-1. Bases 1 to 996 code for a protein of 331 amino acids. Gene Ontology annotation, cellular component: cytosol; protein kinase CK2 complex; nucleus. The record is from RefSeq and is a predicted model, not a curated record. Gene Ontology annotation, molecular function: protein serine/threonine kinase activity; ATP binding. NCBI's taxonomy places the organism in Eukaryota, Viridiplantae, Chlorophyta, Trebouxiophyceae, Chlorellales, Chlorellaceae. Gene Ontology annotation, biological process: protein phosphorylation. The transcript has 5 exons.